UGUGUGUGCAUAUCACACAUAAUGACCGGCACAUGAUAUUUCCAUACAUGGAUCCAUUGGUUGUUUCCGGUACCCCUGUCGGCAAGAAAUGUCAGACGACGUGGCCGGUGAUGGAACAUGGUAGGCUGCGCAAAUAAAGAGCGGCGAUAUUACCUUGAGACUUUCGACAUGUUAUACAGGGAGAGCCAAUAAAGCGGAUAUCGAAUUAGGUGCAUUUUGUCCUUUUGUUUCAACGUCGUUUCGGUCCUUUCGCGCGACGUUGCAACAUGGGCCUGUGCAAGUGUCCGAAGAGAAGAGUAACUAAUCAAUUUUGUUUUGAGCAUCGUGUCAAUGUAUGCGAACAUUGCAUGGUCACGAGUCAUCCAAAGUGUAUAGUACAGUCAUACUUGUUAUGGCUCCAUGACCAUGACUACAAUCCAAUCUGUACACUGUGUUCCGCUAAAUUGAGCGAUGGGGAUUGCGUGAGAUUAACGUGCUAUCAUAUGUAUCAUUGGGUAUGUUUGGACCAAUACGCCAGGGACUUACCAGCAACCACAGCACCGGCGGGAUACACUUGUCCCACGUGUCGAGUGUGUAUUUUUCCGCCAUCCAAAUUGGUGUCACCAGUUGCGGAUGUUCUCAGGGAAAAAUUGGCCACUGUGAAUUGGGCUCGAGCUGGUCUUGGCUUACCAUUGUUAAGUGAUGAUAGAGAACAGAAAAUGGAACAAGAACGUCCUUCGAUAACAGUAGAGAGCACUUUGUUCCAAAACCACACAGUAGCUACGCCAGCAUCUCCUACAGUUGCUAUGUCUCGCACAAGUAGUAGUAUUAAUUCGCAUUCUACCGUUAGCAAUGUACAUACAAGCAAUCAAAAACUUGGCCCACCUUACUCAAUCGUAAAUAUUGAAUCGUCCCUUGGAUUAUCCAAUUCAGCAUCUAGGAAGGUAUGUGAAGCUUAUGACGAUCCGAAAGAUAUGUCUUUUGAUCACGAUGAGAACAAGUACCAGCGAAAAUCCGCCAUAGAAUGGUUCCUAAGAUGGUGGAAGUUGAUAUCAAGAGCACCAGUGCGUCGAAAAACCACGGGAUCUCUGUACAAGAGAUAUGCAGUGGUAAUCUUUAUCGGUUUAUUAUUCUUUGUUGGAAUUAUUCUGCUCUUUUCAUGGCUGGGCAGAAUGGCGACGGAUGGUGAUCCGAGCUUCAACGUAUUAGCAAAUCCUAAUGUAAAGCUUGGUGAUCAAUCUGUGUAAUGUUAUACCUGCACGCGAGAGCGAUAACAAUCGAACAAUUCCAGAAGUGUGAGAAAUGUGCUAAUGACGAGAUAUAUAAUUGCGAGAGAAGCGCCAAUGCAAUUGCAAUACGUGAAAAAGUGUAAUUUUAUGGUAGGACAUAUCUAGUGUAAGUCAUAGUAUAUGUAACAUUUGUUAAUUUUUAUGUAAAUUAUAUCUUACAUCAAAGUUGUAUAUUUAAAUCUAUAAAGGCUUAUCAAUUUAUAAACUACAAAAUUAUCGCAUCAAAA
Camponotus floridanus (Florida carpenter ant) is the source of this 1495-nucleotide messenger RNA. RefSeq names its product zinc finger protein-like 1. Gene Ontology annotation, cellular component: Golgi apparatus. Bases 267 to 1226 code for a protein of 319 amino acids. The transcript is spliced from 4 exons. NCBI's taxonomy places the organism in Eukaryota, Metazoa, Arthropoda, Insecta, Hymenoptera, Formicidae. The record is from RefSeq and is a predicted model, not a curated record.